This is a messenger RNA of Oncorhynchus mykiss (rainbow trout), 8444 nucleotides long. The record is from RefSeq and is a predicted model, not a curated record. NCBI's taxonomy places the organism in Eukaryota, Metazoa, Chordata, Actinopteri, Salmoniformes, Salmonidae.
GUUCCUUCAGAACUGCUCUAUGUGUAAAGAAAGGCACAACCGUAGUGUGAAAGGAUAGUGGAGGACUCUGUUGUCAUGCCGACCCGAAAGAUAACACUGCUGGAAGCCUGGGAGAGAAACAGGACCUUUCGGAGGAAGAAAGCUAAAGACCUGAAAAUAUGUCCUCGUCUACUCCCACUGCUGAGAGACCCCGGUGUGGUUGCAUCCCUCACCCAGCAGAAUGCCAAGAUGGUCGCCCUGCUCCCUCCCACAGGCACCGAAGUGUUCCGCCACUUCACCCUUGAGUCGCUGGUGGAGAUUGAUAGGCGGAUGGCCGAGGAAGCAAAGGAGCAGGAGAGACAAAAGACCCUGAACAUUGAGGUGGCAGAGCAGGACCUGCCAAAGCCAGCCGUCGACCUGGAGACCGGCAAGAUCCUGCCGUUCAUCUACGGAGACCCACCAUGUGAGCUGUUCAACACACCCCUGGAGGAACUGGAUCCUUUCUACAAAUCACACAAAACCUUUAUUGUCAUCACCAAAAGGAAUACAAUCUUCAGAUUCAAUGCUGAGCCUGCCUGCUACAUUCUGACUCCCUUCAGUAUUCUCAGGAGAGGAUCCAUCAAAAUUCUCAUGCAUUCAUUGUUUAGCAUGUUCAUCAUGUUGACAGUCGUGUUCAACUGUGCGUUUAUGACGAUCAGUGACCCUCCGGCAUCGAGUAAAACUGUUGAAUAUGUUUUCACUGGUAUCUAUACCUUUGAGGCAACAAUUAAAGUGUUUUCCAGUGGCUUCUGUGUUGGAGAUUUCACAUACUUUCGAGAUCCAUGGAACUGGCUGGAUUUCAUUUUGAUCAGCAUGACGUACCUCACAGAGUUUGUUGACCUGGGCAACGUGUCUGUCUUCAGGAUGUUCCAUGUACUCCGAGCCCUUAAAAUAAUCACUGUAAUUCCCGGUCUGAAAACCAUUGUGGGCACUCUGAUCAUGUCAGUGAAGAAGCUGGCUGAUGUGAUGAUCAUAACAGUGUUCUGCCUGGCUGUGUUCGCUAUGAUCGGCCUGCAAAUGUUCAUGGGAAACCUGAAGCAGAAGUGUGUUGACUGGCCCCCUGGUGAAUGGCAUUUCAACUCCACCUACAUGGGCAACAUCAAUAUGGCUAAUGGUUUUAAUGACGUUAUGGGCUACAAUGACACGAACACCGGCAACAGCACAUGGGACUUGAAGGCAUACAUCAACGAUAAAGCAAACCAUUACUUCCUUCCUGGAAUGUUAGACCCUCUUCUUUGUGGAAACGCUUCUGAUGCUGGAAUAUGUCCUGAAGGAUACACGUGUAUGAAGGCCGGAGGGAAUCCCAACUAUGGAUACACAAGCUACGACAAUUUUGGAUGGGCCUACCUUGCCCUAAUUCAGCUCAUGACACAGGACUUCUGGGAAAAUCUACUCCAGCUGACUCUUCGCUCAGCAGGGAAAACCUACAUGAUUUUCUUUGUGGUGGUGAUCUUCCUGUGCUCGUUCUACCUGAUCAACCUGAUCCUAGCUGUGGUGGCCAUAGCGCAUGCUGAGCAGAACGAGGCCACCAGGGCCGAGGCCAAGGAGAAGGAGGCGGAGUAUGCCAUGAUCAUGGUGCAGCUGAAGGAAAGGAGAGAAGCGGAGGUCAAAGAGAGGGCCAGUAGACCCAAGCGGAGUAAGGACCAGCUGGAAGUAGCAGGCCUUCAGAAGAAGACACCCAGUUCACCCAGUGUCUACAGCCAAGAUGCCAUGGACGAUUUGGAGGGGGAACUGAGGCCUUGUCCUCCUUGCUGGUACAAGUGUUCAGAUGUCUUCCUGAAAUGGAACUGCUGUGUGCCCUGGGUGACUUUCAAGAAGUGGGUGUACUUCAUAGUGAUGGACCCAUUCAUGGACUUGGUCAUCACCAUCUGCAUUGUACUCAACAUCAUGUUCUUGGCCAUGGAGCACUACCCCAUGACAAUAGAGUUUGAAGAAGUGCUGAGUGUGGGGAACUUGGUCUUCAUAGGAAUCUUCACAGCAGAGAUGGUGCUGAAGCUCAUCGCCAUGGAUCCGUACUACUACUUCCAGGUCGGGGGGAACAUCUUCGACAGCAUCAUUGUGGCAAUCAGCCUGAUGGAGCUGUGGCUGGCCGACGUCGAGGGUCUUUCCGUGCUUCGCUCCUUCCGUCUGAUGCGCGUUUUCAAGCAGACCAAAUCCUGGCCCACACUCAACAUGACAAUCAAGAUCAUCGGUAAUUCAGUGGGCACCCUGGUUAACAUCACUCUGGUUCUGGCCAUCAUCGUCUUCAUGUUUGCCGCGGGGGGCAUGCAUCUCUUCGGCAAGAGCUACAAAGAGUGUGUCUGCAAGAUCUCCUUGGACUGCGAGCUGCCCCGCUGGCACAUGGAAAACUUCUUCCACGCUUUUCUCACCAUCUUCCGAGUGCUGUGCGGAGAGUGGAUCGAGACCAUGUGGGAAUGCAUGGAGGUGGCCGGACAGGGCAUUUGUCUCGUCUUCUUCAUGAUGGUCAUGGUCAUCGGUAAACUAGUGGUGUUGAACCUCUUCUUGACCUUUCUGCUGAGCUCGUUCAGCCGUUACAACCUGGCGGCUCCAGAGGAGGACGGGGAGAUGAACAACCUGCAGAUCGCCACCAGCAGGAUUACCAGGGGCAUGAACUGGGCCAAGGCAUACGUCAUCAAGCAGUUCUGCAUUAUCAUAGGCAACCAGACUAAGGAGGAUGGAGACGGGGCUGACGGUAAUGGGGGUAGUAAUGGGGAUGUGGACGGCCUCCCAAAGGACAGCUUGGCUUUGAAAAAUAUCAAUUCCAGUGACAACACAAAGGCUGAUUUGGAGCUCAAAAUGCUGGACCAUGUAAACCCAAGUGGAUUUCUUGCACAUGCGAAUUUGACCCUGGAUGUACCCAUUGCCAAAAUGGAGUCUGAUGAUGAUGAGGAUGACAGUUCUGAAGUGAAAGGAGAAGGCAGAAAUGAGGAUGCUAAGCGAAGGAAACCUAUUGCACAGGACAAUGCCUCUUUGAUCUGCAGGACAAGUGUGGAAGUGGAGAAAGAAGAGGCAAACCCCACCAGCCCUGAGAACUGCUGGACUGAGUCAUGUAUUGGACGAUGCCCUUGCCUUGAUUGUGACAUCACCACAGGGAAAGGAAAAACUUGGUGGAACUUCAGGAAGACAUGCUUCCUCAUUGUGGAGCACAACUACUUUCAGUCCUUUAUCAUCUUCAUGAUCCUGAUGAGUAGUGGAGCUUUGGCUUUUGAAGACAUACACAUUGAACAGCGCAGGACCAUAAAAGUCAUCCUGGAAUAUGCUGAUCAAGUCUUCACCUACGUGUUCAUUAUUGAGAUGCUCUUGAAGUGGGUGGCUUACGGAUUCCAGGCCUACUUCACAAACGCAUGGUGCUGGCUGGACUUCCUCAUUGUGAAUGUGUCUGUGAUUAGUUUAACGGCUAACAUCCUGGGCUACGCUGAACUUGGGUCAAUCAAAUCUCUUCGAAAGUUACGGGCUUUGCGGCCCCUCCGCGCCCUGUCCAGAUUUGAGGGAAUGAAGGUGGUGGUGAACGCUCUGGUGGGGGCCAUUCCUUCCAUUGUCAAUGUGCUUCUAGUGUGCGUCACCUUCUGGCUCAUCUUCAGCAUCAUUGGAGUCAACCUGUUUGCUGGGAAGUACUACUACUGCUUCAAUACCACGUCUGAGGAGAUGUUCUCUGCUGACAUUGUGAACAACAUGACCGAAUGCAUCCAACUAACAGAGGGUAAUGCCGACGUGCGCUGGAUGAACUCAAAGAUCAACUUUGACAACGUGGCCAUGGGCUACCUUUCCCUCCUGCAAGUAGCAACAUUUAAAGGAUGGCUGGGUAUAAUGUAUGGCGCUGUGGAUUCACGUACUGUGGGAGAGCAACCCAUGUAUGAGGAUAAUGUUUACAUGUACAUCUACUUUGUCAUGUUCAUCAUCUUUGGGACCUUCGUCAUGCUGAAUCUCUUCAUUGGUGUCAUUAUCGACAACUUCAACCAGCAAAAAAAGAAGUUUGGAGGGAAAAACAUUUUCAUGACAGAGGAACAGAAUAAAUACUACAAUGCCAUGAAAAAGCUUGGUUCCAAGAAGCUACAGAAACCCAUUCCUAGACCCAAGAACAAAUUCGCAGGCAUUGUUUAUGACCUGAUCACCAACCAAUUCUUCGAGGUCUUCAUUAUUGUGCUGAUCUGCCUCAGCAUGGUAACGAUGAUGGUGGACACGGAUGACCAGAGCGAGGAGAAGGAUAGCAUCCUCUUCUUCAUCAACCUGGUGUUUAUCUUCAUCUUCGUCGCAGAGUGUAUCCUCAAGUUGAUCGGAUUGCGGCAAUAUUAUUUUACCGUCGGAUGGAAUAUUUUAGAUUUUGUCGUCGUCAUUCUCUCCAUCCUUGGUUUACUGCUGGCGGACCUCAUAGAGAAGUAUUUUGUCUCACCUACCCUUUUCCGUGUCGUAAGACUGGCCAGGAUUGGUCGAGUUCUGAGACUUAUCCGAGGAGCUAAAGGCAUCCGGACACUGUUGUUUUCCCUGAGGAUGUCACUUCCAGCUAUCUUCAACAUUGGGCUCCUGCUCCUUCUCAUCAUGUUUAUCUUCUCCAUUUUUGGAAUGUCCAACUUUGCAUAUGUCAAAAAGGAGGCCGGAAUAGACGAUAUGAUCAAUUUUGAAACUUUUGGCAACAGUAUAAUUUGUCUGUUCACGAUCACAACCUUAGCCGGUUGGGACAGUGUCCUCUCACCCAUGAUGAGUAGUACACCUCCGAACUGUGACCCGUACAUUGAAAAUCCAGGCACAGAUGUAAGAGGCAACUGCAGCAGCCUUGGUUGGGGAAUUCUUUUUAUCUGCAGCUACAUCAUCAUGUGUUUCUUUCUUGUGGUCAACAUGUACAUUGCCGUUAUUCUCGAGAACUUCAAUGUUGUCAUCGAGGAGAGCGGCAACCCGCUGUGUGAGGAAGACUUUGAGAUGUUCUAUGAGACCUGGGAGAAGUUCGACCCUGACGCGUCACAAUUCGUCGCCUACGACAUUUUGUCGGAGUUCUGUGACACGCUUAAAGACCCGCUCAGGAUCCCCAAACCCAACGCAAUCAAGCUGAUCACCAUGGACCUUCCCAUUGUCCCUGGGGAUAAGAUCCACUGUCUGGACAUCCUGCUGGCGCUGACCACAGAGGUGCUGGGAGAAUCAGGGGAGAUGGAUGCCAUGAAGGAGAGCAUGGAGGAGAAGUUCAUGGCCAAAAACCCCUUUAAAGUGUCAUUCAAGCCAAUCACCACCACCCUGAGGCGAAAGCAGGAGGAGGUAGCAGCUGUUGUCAUUCAGAGAGCCUAUUGUAAGCAUCUGCUGAGAAGUUCGAUGAAACUCGCUUCCUACAAGUACCAUGAGAAGAAAGAGUUAACCAAGGAGGACGAAGCGCCGCCAGAGCAGGAAGGAAUGAUUGCCAUCAGAAUGAGCAAACUGUAUGAAAGCCAACAAUCGCUCGGAGUGGAUGAAACCGUUGUAGAUAUGGAUUCUUAUGUAAAACGGGAGAGAAAAGAACUGACAGCGACACAACUUCCUGUGGUGACUACUGAAACGCCGCCGCCUGUGGAGCUUCAGAACGAGAUCAUCUCGCACUCUGCCCCCUUUGUCAUCCCGGCCUCAACCCAUAACUCACAGCUGAAAGAGUCCCAUGUUUGAAAAGCUAGUGCAACCAACGGAUAAACACUUCAUCAUCAUGGUCUUCUGCCUUUGACGAUGAGACCGCUUCUUCAUCUCCAAAGUCCAACUUUGGUAUGUUUGGCUUGGGUCAGAGUCUGAGUUUCUUGCUAACUAAGUCUUUGAGGGACACAUUGAGCCCACCCCACUGAAUCUAAGCGAUUGCAUAGAGAUGAUGGUUAUAACGAAUAUAGCAGUCAAUGUUAAUUGAUGUUGAUGAUAACCUGGAAUGUAUUGACUGAGAAAUCAUAGCUAUUGUUGGCAAGACAAUCACCAAAGCCUGAGUUGAAAGUUUUGGCCCAUUUUAUGGAUGCAAGCCCAGUUGUGGUAGCAGACCCCUUGUAAUAUAUAGUUGAGAUCAUUUGAGAAUUAAAUAACCUAAGAGAUAGUUAGCAAUGUAUAAGAUAAUAAUAAGUGAAUUAAACUCCAUCUCACAAGUGAGUAGGGACCUGACUCCUAUGGUUUUACUCUUAACACAAAAACAUACUUUCAGUCCCCUGAAAGUAAUUUAAUAAAUAUGUUCCUUUUCGUAUUUUUUAUACCUUUUUUAUUCAACUGUUUGUUGGGUUAGCAGGAAGCCUAGUGGGUCGAGCGUUGGACCAGUAACUGAAAGGUUGCUAGAUUGAAUCCCUGAGCUGACAAGGUAAAAAUAUGUUGUUCUGCCCCUGAACAAGGCAGUUAAACCACUGUUCCUAGUCUGUCAUUGUAAUUAAGAAUUUGUUCUUAAUUUGUUCUUAACUGACUUGCCUAGUUAAAUAAAUAUAACAUAUUCUACUGCACUUGCAGUAUUAAUUGCAAUGAAAAAGGCAAGCAAUAAUCUCAUCUGUAUCUUCGAAGUUGAAAUAUGACUUCAAAAACAGGAUUCUCAAGAAUGUUAUGGAUUUUUCAUAUGGAAUCUGACUUUUGGUGCAUAUGUCAUUUUAAUCUAAACUUGUAUGACUUCCCUAUAAUUUUCCAAAUACCAGUACAAGAACGUCAAAGAAAAAUUUUGAAAAUAUUUUUUAUUGAAUACAAUUCUAUUUUGAAGUUAUUAUUUGUCUGGAGUUUGGUUUGACGUAUUCGGCCAACACUUUUGUGUGUUAAUUUUUUAAGGUAUUAAAGCAAAUACUAACACUGGGAUUUAUAGUAUAUACAAAGUAUUUUAUAUUUUUUUUACCCAAAACAUAUUUAGUAACAAAUAUGACCUGUGCCUUUAACAUCUGAAAAUGAGAACACUUUAAUGAAAAAACAGGUUUAGAAAACAGAUUGAGAAAGGAUUUGCGUUUGCAAUUAGGAUCGGACCCUUUUUCUCAAUUUUCGCCUAAAAUUACAUACCCAAAUCUAACUGCCUCUAGCUCAGGACCUGAAGCAAGGAUAUGCAUAUUCUUGAUACCAUUUGAAAGGAAACACUUUGAAGUUUGUGGAAAUGUGAAAGUAAUGUAGGAGAAUAUAACACAUUAGAUCUGGUAAAAGAUGUAACAAAGAAAAAAACGUGUUUUUUUUGUAUUGUUUUGUAUUUUUUGUAUUUUUGUAUUAUUUGUACCAUCAUCUUUGAAAUGCCAUGAUGUAUUUUACCAGCCCAGGCGCAUUUUAGAUUUUGAAAAUGUUUUUGUUACUUACACCCUCAUGCUAAUCACAUUAGCCUACAUUAGCUCAAUCAACCGUUCCAUGACACACACACACACACACACACACACACACACACACACACACACACACACACACCUAUCCCGUAGAGGUAACUAAUUCUGCUGAAUAACAACUAAUUUGUCAAAUUUUUACACUGUCAGUUUUCUUUUAUUGUCGAAUUUCUUAAUUUUCUGUAUAUUUUCCUUUGAUUAUAUUUUUAAGGAAAUUAACUUUCCUUUUGAGUUUUUCUCAUUGUAGUAACACAACUAACCUACUGUAGUAACACAAGUACUGUAGUAAUACAAGUACUACUAACAGUGUUCGGUUUUUAUUAUUUGUGCUAUUAAGCAGUAUGAUGAUAGAAAUGAAUAAUGACAUAUUUUUACAAUAUGCUGAAAAUGUACUGGUCAGUUUAUUGGAACAUGGGGCUUGUAACACCAGAGUUGUUGCUUUUGGUUUUCACAUUUUUACAAUUGAUACUAAUACACCCCGAUAAGCACAAUCAAGCACACUGCAAAUUCUUUGGAAACUUGUGUGAGAAACACAUGGAUUAAUUACACAUGCAUGGAACCACCUUGAAACAAUGUGUGGAGGACAACUUAGAUAACAUAAGUACAUUUUUCUAUUUAUUUCAGGGAUUCAAUAAUUCUAACCAGUUUUUACUUCAUUUGAAUUAAGGACAAAUACUAAGCUAGCAAUGGCAUACUUUUGUAUAAGAGCUUCUAUGUUUGUUAAAUCAAGUGUGCCUAUUUGUAAGUGCUACCUACAACAGCAGUUCAUCCAAAGGGAGACUGGUUUGCCUGUAAAUCAUGUUCUGCGCACUGUGUGAACAUUCAAACGGAGGACCUUGGAAUUGUGAAAUGGAAAUAACAUAGAUGUCAUGCACCAUUGUUUACAAAACGAAUACUGUGUGAAAGUGAUAGAGAAGGACGGUUAUAUUGCAUUUUUUUACUGAGGCUGAAUGUGUGCUGUCAGCGUGGCCUGUAAACAUUGUAUAUUCACUGCUCAACUGUGGAGGAGUUUGGAGAUUAUUACUUUGUAUUAUUGAUCUGAAUAGUGUUUAAUUCAUGUAAUGAUAGACUGACUAUAAAGGCAAAUACACAGAAGUACAUAUUAUACUUUAUAAUUUUACUUUCUAACAAUUCUAAUACAUUUCUAAUAAAAAAAAGAUAGAUGUG